CAUCGAAGUAUGGUUCGAUGGCAUCUUGGUGGGUGGUAAGCUUCGUAGGAGAAAGCUGAGCCACAUCUCCGUACUGCCAUGGCCUCCUUCCCUCUCUUCUCUCUCCUCCUCUUCUUGGCCCACCUCUCUCCCCACGCGUCGUCGGCGGCGGAGCCGGUUCUGGCGGGUGACCUCCUGGACGCGGCCCACGCUUCGGGGUUCGCCGCGUGGCUGCGCAGCGUGCGGCGGCGCAUCCACCAGCACCCGGAGCUGUCCUUCCACGAGUACCGCACAAGCGAGCUCGUCCGCGCCGAGCUGGACACGAUCGGCGUGUCCUACUCCUGGCCCGUCGCCCAGACCGGUGUGGUGGCCACGAUCGUCGGCGGCGGCGGCGCUGGGCCCGUUGUCGCGCUCCGGGCGGACAUGGACGCGCUCCCCUUGCAGGAAUUGGUAGAUUGGGAAUACAAAAGCCAGGAGAGUGGGAAAAUGCAUGCUUGUGGACAUGAUGCUCACACAUCAAUGCUUCUCGGAGCUGCUAAGCUACUUCAUUCUUGGAAGGAUCACAUCAAGGGUACCGUCAAGCUUGUCUUUCAGCCAGCAGAAGAAGGAUAUGCCGGGGCUUACCAUGUCCUAGAAGAAGGUAUUCUAGAUGAUGUGUCCGCCAUUUUUGGUCUGCAUGUCGACCCAAGUCUUCUAGUGGGUACCGUCGUCUCCAGGCCAGGGCCAUUCAUGGCAGCAUCGGGACGGUUUUUGAUAACGGUCACCGGGAAAGGCGGUCACGCAGCAAUGCCUCACCAUGCUGUCGACCCCAUCGUCAUGGCAUCCUCUGCCAUCAUCAGCCUCCAACAAAUCGUAGCUCGGGAAAUUGAUCCCCUCGAAGCCGCGGUGGUCUCAGUAACAUUCAUGGAAGGAGGUGAUGCUUACAAUGUCAUUCCUGAGUCAGCUUGCUUCGGUGGCACCUUCAGGAGCUUGACAACAGAAGGUCUGUCAUAUCUUAAGAAGAGGAUCAAGGAGAUUGUGGAAGCGCACGCCGUCGUGAGCCGCUGCACUGCCAGCGUCGACUUCAUGGAUGAGGAGCGCCGGCCAUACCCAGCCACCGUCAACGACGAAGGGAUGUACGAUCAUGCCAGAUCAGUGGCAGCGGCUAUGUUUGGAGAAGGCCACGUCAAGAUAGGUGGCCCAAUCAUGGCCGCGGAGGAUUUCUCGUUCUACACGCAGAGAUUCCCAGGGGCAUUUUUCAUGAUAGGAACCCGCGACGAGACACUGGCAACCGCGGUGCAUCCACUCCACUCCCCCAACUUUGUGAUCGAUGAGGGUGUGCUCCCGGUGGGAGCGGCCUUCCAUGCUGCUGUGGCGAUGGAGUACUUGAACAAGCGCGGAACCGUGUCAAACUAAACUAAAUUACUGAUGUUCGCUUGAAAUUUAGGAUGCCGCAGUUGGCAGUCUGCCGAUAAUUGUUAGGUCGGGUGCGGGCAUUCAUAGGUAUGAACAUAAUAGUUGUUAGGAUGUGAUUGCGACAUGGAGCUAAGCUUAUGAGUGUUUACUGUUGUAAGAGUCUAACCUCACUUUUCAUUGUGCAAAGCUUUGCACGGUGUGAGUUGGCCUGGUUAUGCAACUCCUUCCAUUCGAAAGACAACUCACAAAGUAAACGUUAGUCUCCACUUUUUGAUUGAAUA
Triticum dicoccoides is the source of this 1655-nucleotide messenger RNA. RefSeq names its product IAA-amino acid hydrolase ILR1-like 7. Gene Ontology annotation, biological process: auxin metabolic process. The record is from RefSeq and is a predicted model, not a curated record. Gene Ontology annotation, molecular function: IAA-Ala conjugate hydrolase activity. Gene Ontology annotation, cellular component: endoplasmic reticulum. The transcript has 5 exons. The coding region runs from base 79 to 1374 and encodes 431 amino acids. Lineage: Eukaryota; Viridiplantae; Streptophyta; Magnoliopsida; Poales; Poaceae.